UAGGAACAUGCUGAAAAUGUUCAGGAAAUAAUAGAAUUGCAUAGGCAUAGAAUUGAUGGGCAGGUAUUACACUGUAGCAACGGAAUAAUAUUUCAAAUUUAAAAAAAAAUUCUUGCGUAUCAAACGCGGAAUUAUAUUUUCGACCGUUGAGGUCGAUUUCGGAAUAAUGUUUCCGGAAACAUUAUUCCACCCGGAGGGGUGGAAAUAUGUUUCUGGAAUUAUUUUUUGGACCGUUAGGGCACGGUCGCGUUUCGCGUUUUGCCUCCUCUCCUCCGCAGUGCUCUUCGUCCUUAUCGCUGCUCUUCCCUCACUCGCCUCUCGCAGCAGCAGCCCUCUUCGUCCUCACGCAACGCUCUUCGUCCUCACGCGCCGUGAAGCCGCAGCCUUCUUCCUAUUGCCACAAGCUUCCCCACUCGAAGGAUUCCCUCAUCAGCUCAUGAAUAAGGUACGCUCCUCUUAACACAAGUGAAUUGCUAGAAACAAUUGCAAGACAAAGGAUUGAUACAUAUUACAUUCUCUGGUUUACCAAAAGGGUCCCUUUGACGGUAUAUGUAGGGGAACAUGGAGAAACCGUCACUGAUUCCUCAAAAAAUUGUGAUACUGGACACAGCCUCUAAAAUAGCCCAAGGGUGGGUGAAGAGCAUGAGUGGAGGAGCAGAUGAGGAUAAACCUUGUGAAGAGGAAAUGAAGGGUCGACCAUCAAGGUUGGGUUUGGGAGCAAAGUUUGUUCCCCACUCAAAAGUAGCAGCAUCCUGUAACCCAGUUGAGCGAAAAUUACAAAAGAAGUUGGAGUCUGAGAAGAAACGAGUUGACGAGUUGGAAGAAUCUAAUGUUGUUGAUGAAAGCGAAGAAGAUGACUUAGAUAGCAGAGCAAAUGUGUUUGCCAAGAGGCGGUCGCCAUUUUCAAUGUCCAAUAUGGAAUCUAAGUUGGUGCAUAAGUCAGGCAAGAGGAAGCGAACCAAUUGAGCUAUUUGCGAAGCUUUAGAUGCCUCAAGUUAGUUGAAGGCCAAGGAUAGUGAAAAACUAACUAGCGGUCUUGCCAUUGGUACGGUUUUGUAUCGUCCCUUGCCCAUGAGAUUGGCAAGAAAGCCAUACAUACAAGGAGGGAUCCGAAACGGCCCUUGUAGAUGGAGUAAUGCGUAUCAGUGAUACAGAUGGCCGGAAAAAUCAGUAGUGCAUAUGAGAUCUCAUUCUUGUGAAAUCAAACGUGUAAUAACUUUAAAAUAAGUGGAAUCUGCAUUAUCUUCUCUA
This is a messenger RNA of Nymphaea colorata (pocket water lily), 1251 nucleotides long. RefSeq lists its product as uncharacterized. Bases 562 to 966 code for a protein of 134 amino acids. The transcript has 5 exons. The record is from RefSeq and is a predicted model, not a curated record. Lineage: Eukaryota; Viridiplantae; Streptophyta; Magnoliopsida; Nymphaeales; Nymphaeaceae.